UUAUGGUAUAAACUUCCUUGGACUGUUAUCUAGCACUAAGUAAUAAUGUUGAGGGUUUUACGACCCACAAUACAUGAACAUAAAAAGCAGCAAUGAAUCUACUUAUAAAAUAAGCAAAACAGAUGAGCAGAGGACCAGUAGUGCCAUCUUGGGUCAGUCAACCACCGACAAGAGCAUUCAUAGAUGACAUGACAAUAACAGCAAAAUCAGUAUUGGAAGGCAAGUGGAUGCUGCAAGACCUGGUUGAGCUUAUAAACUUGGCAAAGUGCAAGCCUUCAAAGUCAAGGAGUCUGAAAUUAAAGAAAGGAAAGGUGCAGGACAGAAAGAUCCGAAUCGGAGGAGAGAUCGUUCCAACAAUCACGGAGAGACAAGUUAAAAAAUUGGUCAAGUGGUUUAUAGACUCUUUAAAGGACAUAGUACAUGUAGAUGAGAUGGUAUCACAGACAGAAAAGUGGAUGACCAUUAUUGACAAGUCUGGUUUACCUGGGAAGUACAAAGACAUGGUGCUAUCAGCAUGGAAUAACACCAAAAAUCAAUUGGGCUCUGUUGAUGAACGAAGUAUUUCUGACUAAUGUUUAAAGUCAAGAGAGAAUGUUUAGUACGGCAGCUUUGUGAAUAAUUGUGCAGAUCCUGAUACAAGCAAGAAAUUGGGCAAAGAGUUUCCUCAACUAUUACUCUAUUAUUUCAGAUAGGGAGGCAUUUGAAAAAAAUGUCUCACUUCCGGUAAUAUCCAA
Mytilus trossulus (common blue mussel) is the source of this 734-nucleotide messenger RNA. RefSeq lists its product as uncharacterized. Bases 123 to 572 code for a protein of 149 amino acids. The record is from RefSeq and is a predicted model, not a curated record. Lineage: Eukaryota; Metazoa; Mollusca; Bivalvia; Mytilida; Mytilidae. The transcript has 2 exons.